This is a messenger RNA of Umbelopsis ramanniana AG, 2140 nucleotides long. RefSeq lists its product as uncharacterized. The transcript has 13 exons. The coding region runs from base 98 to 1870 and encodes 590 amino acids. Gene Ontology annotation, cellular component: plasma membrane. Gene Ontology annotation, biological process: transmembrane transport. Gene Ontology annotation, molecular function: transmembrane transporter activity. Lineage: Eukaryota; Fungi; Mucoromycota; Umbelopsidomycetes; Umbelopsidales; Umbelopsidaceae. The record is from RefSeq and is a predicted model, not a curated record.
GCCUUCUCCUCACAAUUCCUGUUUAACCAUUAUUGCAAACUCUUAAUACUCACUGCCACCAAUUGUAACAACAGCUAAAACAAAGUCGUUCACAGCCAUGGAUAGUUCAGUACUGAGUUUCGGCAAGAAUAUGUACGACAGGCUGCGCGAAAGUGUUUUGUCGUCCAACUAUAGAUCGCCGUAUACGCUUGUUGACGAAGGUAACGACGACGACGACGACGAAGAAUCUGUUCAAAGCCCAAGCAACAUGUUCUUCUCCGUCCAGGCUCCGAAUCCGGAAUCUAUACCCAUGACAGACUCACGGGCAUUUUACGACGAACGCAUAACUAAUGGCGAAAACACAAGUGAACUCUUCGAUAGCGACUAUAGAGCUAAUCAGUACAGCGAUGGUGACCUUGGUUACUCUGACUUUUCAUAUACUCGUAUGUCGGAGUUUCAGUCGGAUGCAGAAGAACUGCCACAACCGUCUGCCAUAUAUCUCGACGUUCCACCUCCAGUUAAUUCAACAAAUUCCCAAAAGCGUACGCUAGCGGAGUCGCUCCUACCAACGACGUCGGCGAUACCAGCAGAUGUUACAACUGUCAAACCCCACAUGAAAUUGAAAGAUCCAUUUUUCGCAUUUCUUUAUGUUAUAGCAUUUUUGAUUUUUAUUGUAUCUGGACUUGUGAUCCUUUUCACGACAGAUUCUCAUGCCAUUGAAGAUUUUUCAAGAGGAACUGUUUUUAUAGCCAUCAAAGGCAGCGCAGGCAUUCUAGCCAUCAUGUUUAGUCUGGCAUUAGCCGUGAGCGCAAUCUGGAUCAUUCUACUUCGCAAAUAUGCUCGUAGCAAUUUUAUAGAAGGAAGUGGGCCAACUGGACACGACACACGCUUGACCAUUAUGUCUUUCUUCCCGCUUGUCACUGGAAUCCUUUACCUUCGGAUAUUGCUAGGUAAUAAGGAGAAGAUUGAGCAUACAUUGACAGUCUUCGAGCUGGCAUGUGAUGUAUUGCGUGCCAAUCCAGAAGCUGUUUUGCUCUCUGUCUCACUCAUGGGCGUAUUUGUCGCAUUUUCAAGCUUAUGGAUUGUCUUGUUUAGCCGACUAUGGCUAAUCGGCCACACCAUUUCGCCUACCACACCUUCAGGAAUCGAAUGGGUGGUCAAUAACAAUGUAUACCUUCUUGCGACGUUUUAUAUCUUUUUCUAUCUGUGGACCGCUUCUCUCCUAAUCAAUAUUCAAAGGUUUUCUCUGGCUGGGGUGACCGCACAAUGGUAUUUUCAUCGACAUGAGCCUGUAGACUCUAUUUCAGCAAAUCCUUCGAAAGCGGCUCUGACAAGAGCCUGCACAACUUCACUUGGCACUGUGGCUGUGGGAGCAUUGCUCCUAUCCAUAGUUCAAACAUUUCAAGUCGUAUCAAUACAAGUACAGAAGCGAUUGAAAGCAAGCAAUAUUGUAUUUGGAGCCAUUUUAGGCUGUCUGAAAUUCAUAGAGAUGAUUGUAGGAGCCAUCAACAAUGAAACUAUAAUCCUUGCAGGCAUUACUGGAGAAUCUUUCUUAGCUUCUGCAAGAUCAGUGACAAAGGUGUUCAGAAGAAACUUGAUCUCUGGUGUUCUAGAAGGUCUCCUCACUCGGAUGAUUCUUAAUAUCAGCGCCUUGAUGCUUUCACUGUUUUCAGGAUUUGCAACGUACAUUUUUGUAACAAGAUCCUUACACUCUCCACAUGGCAUGAUUGUUGGUUUUCUUGCGGCUGUGGUACCAUUUUACAUAUCCCGGUUCUUUACCAGUCUUCUCAAUAAUAUAAUUGAUGCCUUGUUUGUGAGCUAUGCUAUCGACCUGGACACUAACACCGUUCAUUGCAAUGCGGCUCACAAAGUGUUUGGUAGUAUUUCAUAGACCGAUCGCCAACCUUUUUCUAUGCUUCCUUUUCUUCCAAUAAUGUAAACGCGCCCUGUAUACAACUCAUAUUAUAUUACAAAUACUGUCUGUGUUCAUGAUGUCUAUAAUACCGCUUUAACACACCGAAUCUGAGGAGAAAUACUUUUUAAGAGAAAUGGAUUAAUGGGGCUGCAACCUCAAGAUGAUAAAGUGCACAGCAAGCAAUUGAAGGUCGUUGUACGAAGACUUCUAUUGUGAACAGCGAACCAAGAAAAAAUUUUGUAUAAU